Messenger RNA from Thrips palmi, 2606 nucleotides. RefSeq names its product electron transfer flavoprotein-ubiquinone oxidoreductase, mitochondrial (gene Etf-QO). The transcript is spliced from 11 exons. Gene Ontology annotation, biological process: electron transport chain. Gene Ontology annotation, cellular component: mitochondrial inner membrane. The record is from RefSeq and is a predicted model, not a curated record. Gene Ontology annotation, molecular function: electron-transferring-flavoprotein dehydrogenase activity; iron-sulfur cluster binding. NCBI's taxonomy places the organism in Eukaryota, Metazoa, Arthropoda, Insecta, Thysanoptera, Thripidae. Bases 141 to 1949 code for a protein of 602 amino acids.
GGUUCACCGGUCAUGACUACGUGGUUCAGGUCAGCUGUUGGAUAAACUGACACAGUACUCUGCCAGAAUUAUUCCGGGACGGGUUUUAGCAGCAUUCAUUAGUUGAACCAGUUGAACUCCACCCGCACACCGAAGUAAACAUGGCUUGCAACGUCAGGCUUACGUCAAAGCUCUUUCAGAGAGUAGUCUCUGUUUCACAAAGGCAGUACUCAUCCCAAGUUUUUCCUAAAAUUACUACUCAUUAUUCUAUUCAUCCUCGGGAAUCUGACCCAAGAUGGAAAGAUGUCGAUAUGGAGCGAGCUGUCGACGAAACAGAUGUGGUCAUUGUCGGAGGUGGCCCGGCUGGACUGUCAGCUGCGAUCCGCCUUCGUCAGCUGGCUGAGAAGGAAGGCAAAGAGUUGCGAGUAGUUGUUGUUGAAAAAGCAUCAGAAAUUGGGGGCCACAUUUUAUCUGGCGCGUGCAUUGACCCAAAAGCUUUGAAUGAGUUGAUUCCUGACUGGAAGGAAAAAGGAGCCCCUCUGAAUACGCCUGUCAACAAAGACCGUUUUGUAUUCCUCACUGAGAAGGGAAGCAUACCUCUCCCUGUUUUCCCCGGCAUGCCAAUGUACAACCAUGGAAACUAUGUUGUUCGCCUUGGUCAUGUUGUUCAAUGGCUGGGCGAGCAGGCUGAAGCAGCAGGCGUUGAAGUAUUUUCUGGUAUUUCUGCAUCUGAAGUACUGUACAAUGAGGACGGCAGUGUCAAGGGAAUUGCAACUGGAGAUGUUGGAGUUGCGAAGGAUGGCUCUCCAAAGGAUCAAUUUGAAAGGGGAAUGGAAUUGCAUGCAAAGUGCACCAUCUUUGCUGAGGGGUGUCAUGGUCACCUGACAAAACAAUUAAGCAAGAAGUUCAAUCUGCGAGCUGAAAGUGAGCCACAGACAUAUGGUAUUGGUCUCAAAGAAGUUUGGGAAAUUCCAGCAGAAAGACACCAACCUGGGCUAGUUGAGCACACAAUUGGUUGGCCUUUGGACAAAUUCACUUAUGGAGGUUCUUUCCUAUACCACUUGAAUGAACCUACCCCAACUGUGGCAAUAGGAUUUGUCAUUGGUCUAGACUACCAGAACCCGUAUUUAAGUCCGUUCCGAGAAUUCCAGAGGUUCAAGCACCACCCGUCUAUUGCCAAGCACCUUGAAGGUGGCAAGAGAAUUGCCUAUGGUGCCAGAGCACUGAACGAGGGCGGAUACCAGAGCAUUCCAAAGCUGGCCUUCCCGGGUGGAUGCUUGAUUGGCUGCACAGCUGGCUUCUUGAAUGUCCCCAAGAUUAAAGGAGUGCACUAUGCCAUGAAGAGUGCCAUGCUUGCCGCUGAGGGUAUCUUUGCAACAAUUCAAUCGUCAGAGGGAGAGUCUUGUGUCUAUCCCAAGUCCUAUGAGGAUAAAGUGAAAAGUAGCUGGGUGUACUCAGAACUCAAAGGAGUACGGAACAUCAGACCUGCAUUCCAUAAUCCUUUGGGCUUGUAUGGUGGAGUUGCUUAUGGUGCAUUUGCCACCCUCACUCGAGGCUUUGAGCCUUGGACUUUCAAACAUGGAGAUCCUGACUACAAACGGCUGAAGCCUGCCUCAGAGUGCAAGCCAAUUGAGUACCCCAAACCUGAUGGCGUUCUCAGCUUUGACUUGUUGUCAUCUGUCGCUCUCACUGGCACCAAUCACGAGGGCGACCAACCACCCCACCUGACUCUCAAGGAUGACACUGUUCCGGUUACAAACAACCUUGGUGUGUUUGACGGCCCCGAAGGGCGCUUCUGUCCUGCAGGUGUGUACGAGUAUGUUCCCCUGGAGAGUGGAGAUGGCCAGAGAUUACAAAUUAAUGCUCAAAAUUGCAUUCAUUGCAAAACCUGUGAUAUUAAGGAUCCGAGUCAGAACAUUAAUUGGGUUACUCCAGAGGGAAGUGGUGGGCCUGCUUACAAUGGAAUGUAAAACAUUUUGACACCAAAUGUCAGGUUUCAUUUUUAUUUUUUUAAAUUUGUGAAAUAAGGUUGGCUGUGCCCUUCAAUGGGAACAUGUGUACAGUAGACUUUUCUGUCUUCCAUAUCAGUGUGAGGCUUGUUCUCAUUGCCUCACGUAUUUUCUGUUUGGACUCAGUGAGUGAAAAAGUUUGUAUGCAGUUCACUAGUUGAUUCUGUUUCACCUUGUACAUGUAUUCUGAUCAAUUUGUAACUUGUAUAAUAUUAGUUGAUGCAGAUUGAACCUAAAACUAAUCAUCACCCUGUUAUUUAUGUUAAUUUUAUUUGUUAUUCUUUUUUUAUGAGAUUUUUUGAUUAAGUUAUCUGUUUGCCAAGUCAUCACAAAGCUUCUUUUAUAGAUACAUGCUGUAUUUUUGGAUCAUUUUUCUUGUUGUUGGGAAUUCUAAUGAGUGUUGCUGGUGUUUUCACUCUGCAAGUUUUAAAUGUUUUUGAUUCUCCUUGAUUACUGAAUGGUGGUGAUCAUGAAAUUUUCUUUAUCUUUGCUUGUCGUCUUGUGUACAGCUUUUAUCUUUGUACCUGGAUUAUAUGAAAGCAGUAAACAUUCUAGACUGAUAAUUUUGUGUUUGAUGAAAUGCCUAUCACAGAAAUAAAUUCUAUUUUUCAAAAAAUA